AUUCCAUAACAUAACCACCAGCCAAUAUCAUUGUCACAGAUUAAUAGGUUACAUAGUUUAGUUAAUAGGUUACGGAAUAGGUAAAUAGGUUUUUUUUGGAACUUUAAUUCUCUGCUCUCUACAAUUGCUUAUUGCUGUGGAAUCUGGUGGAAAUAACCAAAUGUUGGUUAUGCUGCGCAAUAGAUCCAAAAAUAACUGUUUGACAGCUGGAAGUGAGGUUAAGCAUUUUUCGUUUUAAUAAAUAGUGUAAGAAAGUCGAAUAUAGGUGUUUCUGAGUGGGAUAAGUGUUAGUUUUCCUCAAUGGCUGCUCUGGCUUCGCUAACAGCCACUUACACUGAUUCAGAAGGUGAAGAAGAGUUAAAUAAUGAGAAUUCCGAAAGCCAGGGGGUUGCUUUUCUUACAACGCCAUCAGGGUCUCCAUCUGACAACAAAUCAACUAAUUCUUCCCGCCCCAACAGCCCCGCUCCCGUACGCGUCAUAACCAAAGUAGCAAAAUUAGUGUCAUAUCAUGAUGAUAAUAUCGCUUCUGAUGAAGAGGGCGAACCUGAUGAUGCAGUGCCCCAUCAUGAGGUGAUCAUGUUAACCGAAAAUGAAACCUUGAAACCUGAAGAAAAAGAAACAAACGAAGACGGUGUACAAAUACCCCCAGAGCCACCAGGCCACUGCUCAGCAGAUUUACAAGACAAAAUCGCGAAAUUGUACGAAAAAAUGCAAAAUCAACAGCUAGACAUGAAUGCACUAAUCCAGAAACGGAAAGAUUUUAGAAACCCGAGCAUUUAUGAGAAGUUGAUCCAGUUUUGUGCUAUUAAUGAAUUAGGUACCAAUUACCCCCCAACAAUUUAUGACCCAGUGAAAUGGGACAAAGAAUCUUACUAUGAAGAACUAGCCAAAGUUCAGAAAAUUGAAAUGGACAAGAGGGAGAAAGAGCGAAAGUCCAAAGUUGAGUUUGUCUCAGGUACUAAAAAACAAGAGGAUGAUAAUAAAAAACGAAAAAGCAAGUGGGAUCAGCCAGGUGGGAAUGCCUUAGGAUCUCAAAGUAUUAAACCAGCUGGACUUAUUCAACCUUCCCUAACUAGCAGUGCAACGGGGACUAAAGGGACAGUUAUUUCAGCUUUUGGAUCGUUACCGAAAAAACCUAGACCGUAAUUCAGUGUGUAUGUGUUUGUAAAUAAAUAAAUUAUAAGCAAAUGGAGUUGGUUUGAA
Tribolium madens (black flour beetle) is the source of this 1203-nucleotide messenger RNA. RefSeq names its product SAP30-binding protein. The transcript is spliced from 2 exons. Lineage: Eukaryota; Metazoa; Arthropoda; Insecta; Coleoptera; Tenebrionidae. Gene Ontology annotation, biological process: regulation of DNA-templated transcription. Bases 301 to 1146 code for a protein of 281 amino acids. The record is from RefSeq and is a predicted model, not a curated record. Gene Ontology annotation, cellular component: nucleus.